Molecule: messenger RNA, 2498 nt
Organism: Hipposideros armiger (great roundleaf bat)
Lineage: Eukaryota; Metazoa; Chordata; Mammalia; Chiroptera; Hipposideridae
Gene: SUPT7L
Product: SPT7 like, STAGA complex subunit gamma
Exons: 5
Coding region: 737-1975 (412 amino acids)
Cellular component (GO): SAGA complex
Molecular function (GO): transcription coactivator activity; protein heterodimerization activity
Source: RefSeq, a predicted model, not a curated record
CCUUCGGCCUCUACGUUCCUCUCCACGCCUCCCUCUCCGCAGCUCCCAGCGGCUUCUCUGGGCAGCGAUGGUGGAGUAGCUCGGUCACGACUCAGAGCAUUAUGAAGAUGUGCGUAUCACAAUAAAAGAAAAACAAAAAGGCGGUCGGGCGUGCUGCCAGAACGGGGACAGGUUUAGAGGUUGCACAUUGAGCUGUAAUGACUUCCUACGGCAGAGCCUGAUGGAAGAAGCGCUUCCGGCAGCCAUGGACCACUAAUCAACAAACCAGCCUUCCGGGCCAGAAGUGAUCCUCGCCUCGGGCCUCUCGGAAUCGUGCUGCCGCCCUGCCCGCUCCCGAGACGCGGCACUGAAGAGUGGCACCUUCUUGCCUCGGUCCAGGUCCAGGUCCAGACCUCCUCGUCUCCCAGCUGCCCUGGGCAUUAGGCGACUCCAGAACCCUGUGAUUGGCGCCUGCGCCUGCGCCUGCCGAGGAGCUCCCGAGGAACCUGGGCAUUCCUUGAGCUUGGUGCCUGUUCUUCGUGCUUCUUUAGGGAGAACAUCUUUGGUCCUACAGUGUUUCUAACACUGACAUUUUUCUAAGUGGUCUUGAACAGCCUACUUUUUAUGUACAUAACUGGCUAGAGCUCAUAUUUUUCACUUCAGAAGCCUACAAUCUAUAGUUGCCAGAGAUUUAAAAACACUGCUUUAAGGAUAUCACCUACAUUUAACUUGAAAGCUCUUCCUUUCUUAUUCCAAAAUGUUGAGAUACUGGGGAGAGAUACCAAUGUCAUCAAACCAGACCAACAGAAGUUCCUUUGAUUUGCUGCCACGUGAGUUCCGUCUGGUGGAAGUCCAUGACCCACCCCUGCACCAGCCCUCAGCCAACAAGCCCAAGCCCCCCACUAUGCUGGACAUCCCCUCAGAACCAUGCAGCCUCACCAUCCAUACCAUUCAGCUAAUCCAGCAUAACCGACGUCUGCGCAACCUCAUUGCUACAGCUCAGGCCCAGAGUCAGCAACAGGCAGAAGGUAUAAAGACUGAAGAGAGUGAACCUCUCCCCUCCUGUCCUGGGUCUCCUCCUCUUCCUGAUGACCUCUUGCCUUUAGAUUGUAAGAAUCCCAAUGCCCCAUUCCAGAUUCGGCACAGUGACCCAGAGAGUGACUUUUAUCGUGGGAAAGGGGAACCUGUGACUGAACUCAGCUGGCACUCCUGCCGGCAGCUCCUCUACCAGGCAGUGGCCACAAUCCUGGCCCAUGCAGGCUUUGAGUGUGCCAAUGAGAGUGUCCUGGAGACCCUAACUGAUGUGGCACAUGAGUAUUGCCUGAAGUUCACCAAGCUGCUGCGCUUCGCUGUGGACCGGGAGGCCCGGCUGGGGCAGACCCCUUUCCCUGAUGUCAUGGAGCAGGUGUUCCAUGAGGUGGGCAUUGGCAGUGUGCUCUCCCUCCAGAAGUUCUGGCAGCACCGCAUCAAGGACUAUCACAGUUACAUGCUCCAGAUUAGUAAGCAACUCUCUGAAGAGUAUGAAAGAAUUGUCAAUCCUGAGAAGGCCACAGAGGACACUAAACCUGUAAAGAUCAAGGAGGAACCUGUGAGUGACAUCACCUUCCCUGUCAGUGAGGAACUGGAGGCUGACCUUGCUUCUGGAGACCAGUCACUGCCCAUGGGGGUCCUCGGGGCUCAGAGUGAGCGCUUCCCUUCUAACCUGGAGGUUGAGGCUUCACCACAGGCUUCAAGUGCAGAGGUAAAUGCUUCCCCUCUUUGGAAUCUGGCCCACGUGAAAAUGGAGCCUCAGGAGAGCGAAGAAGGCAAUGUGUCUGGGCACGGUGUGCUGGGCAGCGAUGUCUUUGAGGAGCCCAUGUCAGGCAUGAGUGAAGCGGGGAUCCCCCAGAGCCCUGAUGACUCAGACAGCAGCUACGGUUCCCACUCCACCGAUAGCCUCAUGGGCUCCUCCCCCGUUUUCAAUCAGCGCUGCAAGAAGAGGAUGAGGAAAAUAUAAAAGGAAAAGAGGGAGAUUUUGUCCGAACCUACAAACCCAACAGAAAACCUUCAUGUGUUCAGAUUUGUUUCCAUAAAUAGUCACUUGACUCUUAUUCCUAAACACAGUGGAUUUUCAUGAUUUCAGGGGAACUGGACUUACCAAACAAGUUUGCAUUUUAUUUUUGCAUCCAGUUUUUGCAGUUUUCCACAACAACCAGCCACUUUUUGCAGACAUAUGACGCUUUGAUGGUAGUUGGGAGACCAAAGCAAUGUCCCUGACUGCUGUCCUUACUGUAUGACUGGUCAAGUUGCUUAGCUUCUCUAGAGCCAUUUCUCUUGCACAACGGAAAACAAUCAUGCCACCUGGACUUACCAUGCAGGGACGUCAAGAUCGAGCUGUUAUUCAACCUCAAAGCUGUGCUUGAACAGACCCACAGUAAAUAUAUGCUGGUAUCAAAUGUCAGUUUUUCAUUUGUUUCACUUUUGGUUUAAGUCAUUGGGAAUCCAGUCUAAUACCUAACAGGAAAUAGUUAAAUUCUGCA